GAAGGGCAGAUAGAAGCAAAAAAACGACUGACUGACAAUUUUCAUUCCGAUUUGGACAAAGUCGAGUCAAGUUUAGGAGGUGCUUGGUGAUAAGAGACAACAAAAAUUAACAUUCUAAAGUUACGAUUUGGCUUGCUUCGAUUCAGUACUUAAACAACCACGCCAUGAGUCCCACUAUCAAGAUUGGCAUCAUCGGAGGAUCCGGACUGGACGACAGUCAAAUCAUCGAAUCUCGCUCGGAGAAGGUGGUCAACACGCAGUUUGGCAACCCGUCGGAUGUGCUGAUUGAGGGCAAGAUUGCCGGAGUGGACUGCGUUUUGCUGGCCCGCCAUGGCCGGAACCAUUCCAUUAUGCCGUCGAACGUGAAUUACAGGGCGAAUAUCUGGGCGUUGAAGGAGCUCGGUUGUACGCACUUGGUUGUGUCGACGGCGACGGGUUCACUGCAGGAAAGCAUUGCACCGGGGGACAUUGUCAUUCCGGAUGGGUUUAUCGAUCGCACCACGAAGCGGGCGCAGACCUUUUACGAUGGCAGCGGAUCGCUCGUUGGAGUUUGUCACGUUCCGAUGGAGCCGGCGUUCUGCAGUCGGAGCCGCGAGGUACUUAUCGAGACGGCCAAGGAGUUGGGCAUUAAGGUGCACGAGAAGGGCACGGUGGUUACGAUAGAAGGACCGCGGUUCUCGAGCAAAGCGGAAAGCAAAAUGUUCCGCCAGUGGGGUGCCGAUCUGGUGAACAUGACACUGGUCCCAGAAGUGGUGCUGGCCAAGGAAGCGGGCCUAUGCUACGUGGCGAUUGCCAUGGCCACCGAUUACGACUGCUGGAGAGAGUGCGGCGAAAACGUGAACGUGGCGGAUGUGCUAGCAACUUUCAAGAAGAACGUCACCAAAGUUACGCAGCUUAUCACGAGCGUGAUUCCGAGACUGGCUGCCAUGGAUUGGACCGACACCAUCGAGGAACUCAAGAACACGGUCAACGGAAGCAUCAUGCUACCUCAUUCCAACUAAGAACAUACAUAUUAUCGAUUGCCACAGCACAAUCUGCAUUUCUAACGGUGUAAUUCAGUGUCAUAUUAAUUUGUACCUAGUCAAUUGCAUGCAGCAAUAUGAUUUUGACGGCAAAAUAAAGAAAAA
Culex pipiens pallens (northern house mosquito) is the source of this 1127-nucleotide messenger RNA. Its product is annotated as S-methyl-5'-thioadenosine phosphorylase. Gene Ontology annotation, cellular component: cytosol. Bases 165 to 1001 code for a protein of 278 amino acids. The transcript has 2 exons. The record is from RefSeq and is a predicted model, not a curated record. NCBI's taxonomy places the organism in Eukaryota, Metazoa, Arthropoda, Insecta, Diptera, Culicidae. Gene Ontology annotation, molecular function: S-methyl-5-thioadenosine phosphorylase activity. Gene Ontology annotation, biological process: nucleoside metabolic process.